AUGUCGACUUCAGCGCCAAUACCACUACAGCAACUGCUGCUACCUGAAAAUGCCAAGAUACCACCUACAGAUAUCAAGGAAACAAUUGACAAAUCGGUUAUCUAUAUACUCAAAAACGGCAAAUCUUUUGAAGAACGACUAUUGAAAAAUAAUAGAAACAAACAUUUCAACUUUCUUCAACCCGAUAACGAAUAUCAUCAAUACUACCAGUGGAAACUACAAAACACCGAGACACCACUUGGAACAGAAACAGGAGCAGACAAUCUGUUGAAUAAAGAUACAGCAAUCAAAAACCACAUCGACGCCAAAGAUAUAGUCAUUCCAAAACCUCGUGACCUACCAUUUCUCAUUGACAAUUUCCCACAAAUCAACCAAUACGACCAUGAUGUCAUCAAAACAACAGCAUUAUACAUCUCCAUUAAUGGACAAGACAGAAUUUUGGAUCUCUUUAAACACGAAACCAAACAAGGCAAUAGCGCCCAAUUUGAAUUUUUAAAACCACAACACUCAUUACACGGACUAUUCCAAACAUACGUCAAACAAUACGAUAUUGUACGAGAGAUGAUAAGUGACCCAAACCACCCCUUGAAUAAACAAGUGGCAAAUGACUUGGACGAGAUUGAACACGACAAGAACAAUGGCCAAUUCAAUAUCCUAACACGAGGCUAUGAUCGUGCACAAUACUUGAAACAAAAUAGAAUACGCAAAAAGCAACAAGAUGCAAAAUUAAGAGAACAACAAGUAAAGUUUGCCCUGAUAGACUGGCAAGAUUUUGCUAUUGUUGAAUACAUACAUUUCACUGAAUCUGAAAAGAAUCAAGAGCUUCAAACUGAUGGCGACCAGGAACUGAAAAACUUGCGCUUACCUUUAAACAGAACAGAUUUAAUAAAGAGAUCAUUGACCAACAAAAGAAGAGAAAUCAAACUAGAAAAGAUAAACCAAUCAAAUGGUACAGACCACGAACAAGAUUUGGUGGAAUCAGUAAGAAAGCAAACGUCGACUUCUCCUUCCAAUAAGGAAACUUCACCAUCGCCUACACCGCCACCAUUCAAAGGAAUGAAGAUUAAAGCAGCAGGUACAACAAGAUUAAAACGAGCAACAACUAAAACAGCAUCUACGACAACUUUGAAUAAUGAUGAUAAAAUUGCAACAAAUUUGGGUGUUAAAUUGAUCAAGUGUCCCAUUACCGGUAAAAUGAUUCCCGAAGGUGAGUUUGACACUCACUUGCGCAACUUGCUUCGUGAUCCAAGCUAUAAGCAGCAACAAGAAAACUACAUCAAAAAGAACUUUUCCUUUGAGUCCAACAUCACCACCGAUCAAGUUUACGAAAAUAUAAAACGAUUGAUGAAAAAGAGAACAUCAACACUGCAUGACUAA
Messenger RNA from Lodderomyces elongisporus, 1377 nucleotides. RefSeq lists its product as uncharacterized. Lineage: Eukaryota; Fungi; Ascomycota; Pichiomycetes; Serinales; Debaryomycetaceae. Gene Ontology annotation, molecular function: RNA binding. Gene Ontology annotation, biological process: regulation of alternative mRNA splicing, via spliceosome; mRNA cis splicing, via spliceosome. The transcript has a single exon. Gene Ontology annotation, cellular component: catalytic step 2 spliceosome; U2-type prespliceosome; U2 snRNP. The record is from RefSeq and is a predicted model, not a curated record. The coding region runs from base 1 to 1377 and encodes 458 amino acids.